AUGAAGAUGAGAAGGGGAUAUUAAUUGGUGAAAUAAGUUAGGUAAAGUGUCAAUAUUAGAGAAGAAAUUUAGCAAACAAUAUAAUAAGAUAGAAACUUGAUAGAAUGAAUUGGACAUUAUUACAUAUGAUUUUAGCAAAGUUAUCAGUAGAUUUUGAUGAAAAAUUCACAUUCAAAAUAAAUAUAUUUUUAAAUCUCUUGUAAGAAUGA
Molecule: messenger RNA, 209 nt
Organism: Paramecium sonneborni
Lineage: Eukaryota; Ciliophora; Oligohymenophorea; Peniculida; Parameciidae
Source: the annotation of a GenBank genome assembly